Messenger RNA from Artibeus jamaicensis (Jamaican fruit-eating bat), 897 nucleotides. RefSeq names its product meteorin, glial cell differentiation regulator (gene METRN). Gene Ontology annotation, molecular function: hormone activity. Gene Ontology annotation, biological process: glial cell differentiation; positive regulation of axonogenesis. Lineage: Eukaryota; Metazoa; Chordata; Mammalia; Chiroptera; Phyllostomidae. The record is from RefSeq and is a predicted model, not a curated record.
CCCUGGCUGCUCCCACCGCCUUGUCUUAGCGUCACGCCUCCCCCUGCGUUGCUCUGUGCGCUCUGUUGCUGCUUCUCGGCCGCGGCCACCCGCGCAGGCUUCUCGGAGGACCGCUGCAGCUGGAGGGGCAGCGGCCUCACCCAGGAGCCCAGCCAGCUGGCCCUGGCCUGUGCGGAGGGCGGGAUCGAGUGGCUAUACCCUGUUGGUGCGCUGCGCUUGACCCUGGGCAGCUCUGACUUCGGCACGCGGCUCCGCAUCGCCUGCCUGCGGCCGGCGCGGCCCUUUGCUGGCGUCCAGGUCUUCGCUGAGAGGGCGGGCGGCGGCCUGCAGCUGCUGCUGGCUGAGGGCCAGGGCCCAGCCAGGGGUCAAUGUGUGCGCUAGGGUCCCCGCGAGCGCCGGGCUCUCUUCCUGCAGGCCACACUGCACCGAGACAUCAGCCGCCGUGUGGCCUCCUUCCGCUUCGAGCUGCGAGAUGACCCGCGUCUGGAGCUGCCUCCGCGGGCCCACGGUCUGGGCGAGGAUGGUGCCUGCAGGCCCCGCAGCAGUGCGGAGUUCCUGCUGGCCUCGUGCACUAGUGACCUCGUGAUCCAUGGGACCGUCCUUGGCGUUGCCCACGACACAGAGCUGCAGGAGUCUGUCAUCACCGUGGCAGCUGCCCGUGUCCUCCACCAGACACUGCCACUGUUCCAGGUAGAGGGCCCUGGGGGCCAAGUACAGGCCUCCAUGUGCACCCCACUGCGCUGUGGGGUCCGCCCUGGUCCUGGCACUUCCCUCUUCAUGGGCUGGAGCCAUUUCGGGGAGGCCUGGCUUGGCCGUGCUCCCACAUAGGAAUUCAGCCGUGCCUACGCAGCUGCUCAUGCCAACCACCUCUACCCCUGCGAGGUGGCGCUGGACUGA